AUGGAUUAUUUAUAUAAAAAAAUAUUUAAUUUUGAUAUAUUAAAUAGAUUGGAUAUUGAUUUAAAUCUGUAUACCAAAGACAAAGACAAUAAUAAUAAUAAUAAUAAUAAUAAUAAUAAUAAUAAUAAUAAUAAUAAUAAUAAUAAUAAUAAUAAUAAUAAUAAUAAUUAUAAUGAUAAUUAUAAUGAUAAUGAUAAUGACAAUGAUAAUAACAAUAAUAAAAAUAAUAAUGGUAACAAUAUUACAAUUCAACUUGCUGGAGAUUCAGUAAAAGUAUUUAAAGCAUUUAUAGCAUAUUUAGAGAAACAAUACCCAAUUAAAGAGAUAUAUGAUGUACCAAAGACUAUAUUGUUUCCAGAGAUGUCAAAACUUGGUGUCUUUACAUCAACGAUGAGACCAAUUAGUUCAGGUAAGUGGAUGUAUGAUUUAAUACCGAGUAGAACUAAUGGACUUAAUUUUGGUUGGGCAAUAUGUAAAACCAAAGAGAAACCAUUUCCAAAGUUAUUACCCAAAUCCUAUACAGUCGUUAAAUUAUGUGUUAAAAAAUUAUCAAUACCAAGACCCGAUGGUAUCAUUUUCACAUGCACUAUAGAUGCUACCAAUAAAUAUAAACCAAAAAUAUCAUUCUUUUCAAAUGGUAAAGAAAUCUCAAGAGAAGAAAUUACAAUUAAUAUUAAAGAUAUAGAUAAUGAUGAUGAUGAUAAUAAUAAUAAUAGUAGUAGUAACAAUGAAACUAUAACUAAUGGUGAAGAAACUAAAAAUGAUGAGCCAACAAUAUUUUACAUACCUUAUAUUGUAUUGGAAUCAUCAGUUGCACAACCAAAUUUUGGUGGUAGACCAUUAGCAUUUAAAAUCAAAGGAUUUAAACCAAUAGUUGAAGAGAAUUUAGAAAAUUCAAAUAGAGUUCAAUAUUUAGUAUCUGUAUUUUUAAGAGUAAUAAGUUCAAAAGAGAUUUUAUCAAUUUAUGGAUCAGGAUAUAGAGAUAUAUUAUCUUGGUUAACACCAAUUUUAGUUUCAAAUUUAACUUUAUAUACAGUCGAAUCAAUUUUAGUUUCUUCAUUUUAUCAACAUUUUAAUUUAGUAGAUGAUAUAAUCGAAGCUUUGAAUUUAAAUUUAACAGAAUCUCUUUUUAUAUCAUUAAUGAAGCAAAUAUUCUCAACUAUUACAAUACAUUGUAGACCAACACCAAAUUCUUCAACUAAACCAUUAAAAUUAUUCUUUAGAUUCUUACAAAAUAAUGUUACUUUACAAUACUUUUUAUUAGAUCAUAAUAAUAUUUUAAUUUUAGAUUAUAUAUUUUCAAGAGAAUCAGUUUUAGUAAGCGAAGAUAAUUUUUCAAGAGAAGUUAGAACUACAUCAGAUUUUGAUAACAAUAUAGAAAGAAUAUCAAUUCAAAAAGAAAUUCUUAAAUUUUGUUUAACAAGUAAAGGGCAUCCAUUAUUUGAUAAUGAUUUAUAUGAUCUAUUAAAGAGUUGGUUAGUUAGAAUUGUAAAUUUAGAAUUGAAUCAUGAAAAAUCCAAAGCAAGUGGUAAACCAAAUGAAGAAUAUCCAUUCACAUUUUUAUUUGGUCUUUUCAAUAUGUUGGCAGAAUAUUUAGAACCAUUCCUUUUAGAUGAAAAACAAGUCGAUCGAAUACCAAUGAGUUAUUUAGUUGCAAAAGAAUUUGAUUCACCAAAUAGACAAAGAUUAGGUGGUGUACUCUCUCAUCUUUUAAAAACUUCAAAUUUUAAAUCAUCAUCGUCAUUAAUUGAUUCCUCAACAGCAGCAGCAGCAGCAACAGAUCAAACAAUUGAUAAUAAAACUUUAUCAUUAUUGGAAAUUCUAAUCAAUUUAUUCGAUAUUAGUAUAUGCAAACAAUUUGAAAAAAUUGAUUCUCAUGCUACAACUUUAUUACAUUAUUUCUUUAUGGGUUUAACUCAUGAACGAUUAAUGAAAGCAUUAAGCUUUGAAGGAUUAAGAUUUAGAUCACUUAAAAAAGAGAUUAGUGAAGAGAUGAUUUCAACAGAUAAUAUUUGGUUAAUGUUUAGAUUUUUAGUUAGAUUUUUAAAUAGAGUGUAUUUACAUCCAAAUAAGGAUUAUUUCAAUUAUAUUUAUGAUCACUUUUUUUCAACUACAAUUUCAGUGUUUUCAUACUUUUCAGUGUCUGAUUUAUCGUUACUUACAAAUCCAAGCAAUUUAAGAACUACUAUUACUUUUAUCUCUUUAUUGUUUCGUGCAAAUAAUCAUAUAGUAGAUAGAACUGUCUCACAAAAGGUUUUAUUAGCAAUUGCAGAACUUUUAAAGAAAAAGAAUUUUUUGGCUUUAGUUCAUAAUUUACCAUCAUUUCAACCAAUGGUUAAAGAUUUAUUCAUCAAUCUUGGUACUUGGGAUUUAACAAUUUUCACAAUAUUAUUCGAUGCUUCUUUACCACCAUUUUUAAAUUAUAUUGAAGAUUUAUUUCAAGAUCAUGGAAUUUACUUAUUAAAAUUAUUAAAAAGUUUAUUUGCACAAAUACCACAAAAUAAAAAAUUAAUUCAUUUAUUGACAUAUUUAAGUAAAAAAAUGGCACAUUCAAUUUUAGAGGAUGAAACAUUUUUAAUGAUAACUGGUCAAUUUUAUUUGUAUAUAUUCGAAAAGAUUAGUUUAGUUUCAGAUGGUGGAAAAAUGAAAUUUGUUAAAUUGUUUUAUAAGUUAUUACCAUCUAUUUAUUAUUUCAGUCAAUAUAAACCAAAAUCCAAACUUUCGUUCGCAAAAUCAAUUAAAAAGAUUGAACUUGAUGAAAUUUUAAAAGUUUUGGAUGAACUACCACUUAAUGGUAGUAACUACCAACUUCCAAAAGAAAAGAAAAAAUCACAACAACAACAACGAAUUCAUCAACAAAGACAAAGACAUCAACAACAGCAGCUUCAACAACAGCAACAACAACAGCAACAACUUUUAGAAAGAAAUGAACAUGUAGAUGAACAUGUAGAUGAAAAUGAAAACGAAAUUUUAAAUCUAUUAAAUGAAGACGAUGACGAUAAUAAUGAUGAUAUUAGUGAUAGUUUCCGAGAGUUAAUGAUAACCUUACUUGAAAAUUUAGACAACGAUGAUCCAUCGUCAUCGUCAUUACGAUUGCCUUCAUCUUCUUCAUCUUCUUCAUCUUCUUCAUCAUCUUCAUCCUCAUCUUCUUCAUCAUCUUCAUUAAGCAAUAAUAAAAAUAUAGUUGAAAGUGACAAAGUUUUGAAUCCAAUUGUAAGGGAAAGAUUAAUAGAAUUCUUUAAAUCAAUCAAUCGUUUAAAUGAUGAAGAAGAGAAAGAGAAUAAAAAUAAAAUCAUAACCACUGAUGAAGAGGAACAAAUGUGUACUAUUUGCUAUUCAUCGACAGAAGAUACUGAAUUCUUACCAUGUAACCAUAGAUCUUGUCAUCAUUGUAUUAUCCUUCAUUUAUUAACAAAGAAUACUUGCUUCUUUUGCAGAGAAAAGAUUAAUAAAUUCUAUUAUAUAGAUGGAAGCAAUGAUGAAAAUAAUAAUAAUAAUAAUAAUAAUAAUAAUAAUAAUGAAGAAUUAGACCAAAUUAAUCCAAAUUUAACUAUAGAACAACAAGAAAUUGAACAACAAAAAUCAAUUGAUUUACAACUUUCACAACAACUCAAACUUCAUAGAAAUAGAUUACAAAAUUCUUAA
Dictyostelium discoideum AX4 is the source of this 3645-nucleotide messenger RNA. RefSeq lists its product as hypothetical. The record is from RefSeq and is a predicted model, not a curated record. Gene Ontology annotation, molecular function: ubiquitin-protein transferase activity. Lineage: Eukaryota; Evosea; Eumycetozoa; Dictyosteliales; Dictyosteliaceae. Bases 1 to 3645 code for a protein of 1214 amino acids. The transcript is spliced from 6 exons.